AUGUCAUUGAGCCAUCUCACUUUAGACCAAUAUUAUGAGAUACAAUGCAAUGAGCUUGAAGCCAUGCGUUCCAUUUAUAUGGAUGAUUUUAGUGAUUUGACUAAAAAGAGAUCUAGCUGGGAUAAGCAACCUCAAAUCAUAUUCGAAGUCUCCCUUCGAUCUGUUGACAAAGAACCAGUGGAAUCAUCUUUGACAUUGCAUUUUGCUAUGACACCAAUGUAUCCUUUUACCGCCCCAGAAAUAGAAUUCAAGAAUAUAGAAAAUGUAAUGGAUAGUCACCUAGAGGUGCUAAGGACUGAAUUCAAAAAAAUUCAUAAUACUUCCCGGGGUCAAGAGAUUAUAUUCGAGAUUACCUCCUUCACACAGGAGAAGUUGGACGAGUUUCAAAAUGUAGUUAAUACACACUCUUUGGAAGAUGAUCGCCUACAAAGGAUAAAAGAAACUAAAGAAAAGUUGGAAAAGGAAGAAAGGGAAAAGCAACGGGAGACGAUAAAGAGAAGAUCUGACGAACAGCGCAGGAUAGAUGAAAUUGUUCAAAGAGAAUUGGAGAAAAGACAAGACGAUGAUGAUGAUGAAUUGCUACUCAAUAGGUCCACGCAAUUAGACUUACAUCCUCCUUCGGAAUGGGUUGCAUCAGGGGAAGCCAUUGUCUUUUCGAAAACUAUAAAAGCAAAACUACCUAAUAACUCAAUGUUCAAAUUUAAGGCAGUUGUGAAUCCCAAGCCCAUAAAAUUAAUUUCAGACCUAUUCAGCUUUUCGAAGCAAUUUCUCGUAAAGCCUUAUAUACCACCCGAAUCUCCCCUAGCAGAUUUUCUAAUGUCAUCUGAAAUGAUGGAAAAUUUUUAUUAUUUACUAUCCGAAAUUGAGUUGGAUAAUAGUUAUUUUAAUACAAGCAAUGGAAAGAAAGAAAUAGCGAACUUGGAGAAGGAAUUGGAGACUGUGCUAAGAGUCAAGCACGAUAAUGUAAAUCGAUUGUAUGGUUACACAGUUGAGCGUAAGGGGAGAAACAAUGCCACAUUUGUUUGGAAAAUCAGGAUUUUGACUGAGUACUCUAACUACUAUCCUGUAGGAGAUUUGAUACAAUCCGUCGGAUUUGUUAAUUUAGCGACAGCACGUAUUUGGAUGAUCAGGCUACUAGAAGGAUUGGAAGCUAUACACAAAUUAGGUAUUGUUCAUAGAUGUAUCAACUUAGAUACAGUAAUUUUGGUCAAGGAUGCAGAUUUCGGAAGUACUAUUCCUAAGCUAGUUCAUUCUACUUAUGGUUAUGUCAUUUUAAAUAUGCUAUCGAGAUAUCCAAACAAACACGGUUCUUCGAUUGAGUUACCUCCAGACACAUGGAUAGCCCCUGAGUUGGUGAAAUUUAAAAAUUCUAAGCCUCAAAGACUGACUGAUAUCUGGCAACUUGGUGUUUUAUUUAUUCAAAUAAUAAGUGGUUCUGAUACAGUUAUAAACUUUACAACACCCCAAGAAUUUCUGGACUCAACCAGUAUGAAUGAGAGUUUGUAUGACCUUCUUUCAAAAAUGCUUCAUGUUGAUCCCAAGAAAAGAUUAGGAACAUUAGAAUUAUUGCCUAUGAAGUUCUUGAGGACCAAUAUUGACUCUACUAUAAAUCGGUUUAACUUAGUUUCCGAAGGCACCAAUUGCAAUUCAUUGGAUCAAGUUUCUGGAGACACCGUUAACUGUGGGGGUGGAAGCCGAAGAACUAUUUCACAAACUAGUAUACGAAGAAGAUCUUUUAACGUUGGCUCUAGAUUUUCUUCUAUAAAUCCUGCGACACGAUCUCGAUAUGCUUCUGAUUUUGAAGAAAUUGCAGUUUUGGGCCAGGGCGCAUUCGGUCAAGUGGUUAAAGCACGUAACGCUCUUGACAGCAGGUAUUAUGCAAUCAAAAAGAUCAGACAUACAGAAGAAAAACUGUCUACUAUUUUAAGCGAAGUGAUGUUAUUAGCGAGCUUGAAUCAUCAGUAUGUUGUUCGCUAUUAUGCUGCAUGGCUAGAAGAAGACAAUGUUGAUGAGAACGUUUUUGAGUCGACUGAAGAAGAAAGCGAUGUAAGCGAAUCCUGCUCUGAUUUUGAAGAAAACGAUUUAUUGGACCAAAGCAGUAUUUUUAAAAGUAGGACAAAUCAUGAUUUGGAUAACAGUAACUGGGAUUUCAUAUCUGGCUCAGGAUAUCCUGACAUCGUUUUUGAAAACAGUUCUCGUGAAAAUGAAAAAGAAGGUGUGAGCCAUGAUCCUUCUUCUUCUUCUUCCUCUUCUUCCUCUUCUUCCUCUUCUUCUUCAAGCGAAAGUGAUGAAGAUACUAGUAAAGAAUCAAUGAGCAGCCUGAAACCAUUGAAAAGGAAGAAUCGCAUGAUGCCUAUGACGGCUGUAAAAAAGAAAAGCACCCUUUUCAUCCAAAUGGAGUACUGUGAAAAUAGAACAUUAUAUGAUUUGAUCCAUUCUGAAAAUCUGAGUCAACAGCGUGAUGAAUAUUGGAGGUUAUUUCGACAAAUAUUGGAGGCUUUGAGCUAUAUACAUUCCCAAGGUAUUAUCCAUAGAGAUUUAAAGCCAAUGAAUAUUUUUAUCGAUGAAUCGAGAAACGUAAAAAUCGGUGAUUUUGGGUUAGCUAAGAAUGUGCAUAGAUCUCUAGAUAUUCUCAAGUUAGAUUCACAAAAUCUGCCAGGUAGUUCAGACAACUUGACCUCUGCGAUUGGUACAGCUAUGUAUGUCGCUACUGAAGUUUUGGAUGGUAAAGGCCAUUAUAAUGAAAAGAUUGAUAUGUACUCACUUGGAAUCAUAUUUUUUGAAAUGAUUUAUUCAUUCAGUACCGGUAUGGAGAGAGUUAAUAUUUUGAAGAAGUUACGGUCAGUGUCGAUAGAGUUUCCUCCUGAUUUUGACGAUAACAAGAUGAAAGUUGAGAAGAAGAUAAUAAGGCUAUUGGUGGAUCAUGACCCUAAUAAAAGGCCAGGCGCCAGGAUGCUCUUAAAUAGUGGUUGGCUUCCAGUAAAGCACCAAGAUGAAGUGAUCAAAGAAGCGUUAAAGAGUUUGUCGAAUCCAUCGUCCCCUUGGCAACAACAGGUGAGAGAAAGCUUGUUUGACCAGUCUUACAGCUUAACAAAUGAUAUACUGUUUGAUAUUUCCAUCCCAACAUCUACUCCGUUUGCAAACAUCCUCAGAUCUCAAAUGACUGAAGAGGUAGUUAAAAUUUUUAGGAAACACGGAGGUAUUGAGAACAAUGCCCCUCCGAGGAUUUUUCCAAAGGCUCCUAUAUAUGGUACGCAAAACGUGUAUGAAGUCCUUGAUAAAGGCGGUACUGUUUUACAACUGCAAUAUGAUUUAACUUAUCCGAUGGCUCGGUAUUUGUCUAAGAACCCAAGUUUAAUUUCUAAGCAGUAUAGAAUGCAACACGUUUACAGACCUCCUGAUCACUCGAGGUCAAGCUUGGAACCUAGAAAGUUUGGCGAGAUUGAUUUUGAUAUAAUAUCAAAAUCUUCUUCGGAGUCAGGCUUUUAUGAUGCAGAAAGUCUGAAAAUUAUAGACGAAAUUUUAACCGUAUUUCCUGUAUUUGAAAAAACAAAUACAUUUUUUAUAUUAAACCACGCUGAUAUUUUAGAAAGUGUUUUUAAUUUUACAAAUAUCGAUAAAGCUCAAAGACCUCUGGUCUCACGUAUGCUUUCACAAGUCGGAUUUGCAAGAUCGUUCAAGGAAGUGAAGAAUGAAUUAAAGGCACAAUUAAAUAUAUCUUCUACAGCAUUAAAUGAUUUGGAGCUGUUUGAUUUCAGAUUGGAUUUUGAAGCAGCUAAGAAGCGUCUUUAUAAAUUAAUGAUCGAUAGUUCCCAUCUCAAAAAAAUUGAGGAUUCUUUGUCGCACAUGGCGAAAGUGCUUGGUUUUCUGAAGCCCCUUGAGGUUACUAGAAAUGUUGUCAUAUCGCCAUUGAGUAACUAUAACAGCGCUUUCUACAAAGGAGGUAUCAUGUUUCAUGCAGUGUAUGACGACGGGUCAUCGCGUAACAUGAUAGCUGCCGGAGGAAGGUAUGAUACUCUGAUAUCAUUUUUUGCCAGGCCAUCAGGUAGAAAGAGUAGCAAUACACAAAGAGCCGUAGGAUUUAACCUGGCUUGGGAGACGAUUUUUGGUAUAGCUCAGAACUAUUUUAAACUGGCCUCUGGAAAUAGAAUUAAAAAGAGAAAUAGAUUUCUGAAAGAUACCGCUGUUGAUUGGAAGCCGAGCAGAUGUGAUGUUUUGAUAUCAAGUUUUUCGAACUCUUUACUGGACACUAUCGGAAUUACAAUAUUAAACACACUAUGGAAGAAAAAUAUCAAAGCAGAUAUGCUAAGAGAUUGUUCAUCGGUGGACGAUGUCGUUAGCGGUGCCCAGCAAGAUGGUAUAGAUUGGAUCUUGCUAAUUAAGCAGCAAGCAUAUCCACUAACCAACCAGAAAAGAAAAUACAAGCCACUAAAGAUAAAAAAACUGAGUACAAACGUUGACAUAGAUUUAGAUCUUGACGAAUUUUUAACCUUAUACCAGCAAGAAACUGGUGGCAAACCCUUAAUCAACGAUAGCUUAACCCUAGGUGAUAAAAUUGAUGAGUUUAAAAGAUGGGAUGAAAGCAGCAGUGCCGGUAGUAGUCAAGAGGGAGAUGCAGAUGAUGUUGUUGCUGGUUCAACUAAUAAUCAAAAGGUAAUUUAUGUUCCGAAUAUGGCUACAAGAUCUAAGAAAGCCAAUAAAAGAGAAAAAUGGGUAUACGAGGACGCAGCUAGAAAUUCUUCGAAUAUGGUAAUACAUAGUUUAUCCAAUGCACCAAUUAUUACUGUUGAUGCAUUGAGGGAUGAAACCUUGGAAAUUAUCUCAAUUACAUCCCUGGCUCAGAAGGAAGAAUGGCUGAGGAAAGUAUUUGGGUCAGGUAAUAAUUCAACCCCUAGGAGCUUUGCCACGAGCAUUUAUAACAACCUCUCCAAGGAGGCCCAUAAAGGAAAUAAAUGGGCCAUUUUGUAUUGCCACAAGACUGGGAAAUCAUCUGUUAUUGACUUACAAAGAUGA
Messenger RNA from Saccharomyces eubayanus, 5013 nucleotides. RefSeq names its product serine/threonine-protein kinase GCN2 (gene GCN2). The transcript has a single exon. NCBI's taxonomy places the organism in Eukaryota, Fungi, Ascomycota, Saccharomycetes, Saccharomycetales, Saccharomycetaceae. Bases 1 to 5013 code for a protein of 1670 amino acids. The record is from RefSeq and is a predicted model, not a curated record. Gene Ontology annotation, molecular function: protein binding; ATP binding; eukaryotic translation initiation factor 2alpha kinase activity. Gene Ontology annotation, biological process: DNA damage checkpoint signaling; regulation of translational initiation by eIF2 alpha phosphorylation.